This is a messenger RNA of Anopheles cruzii, 3313 nucleotides long. RefSeq names its product E3 ubiquitin-protein ligase Iruka (gene Iru). Lineage: Eukaryota; Metazoa; Arthropoda; Insecta; Diptera; Culicidae. Gene Ontology annotation, biological process: protein ubiquitination; positive regulation of DNA-templated transcription; ubiquitin-dependent protein catabolic process. Gene Ontology annotation, cellular component: cytoplasm; nucleoplasm. Bases 400 to 1839 code for a protein of 479 amino acids. The record is from RefSeq and is a predicted model, not a curated record. The transcript has 5 exons. Gene Ontology annotation, molecular function: ubiquitin protein ligase activity.
GGCGGGUGCGGAAGUGCUGAGCGCGGCCACACGGUGGGCACGAUGAAAAAAUAAUCGUCGUGUCGUAUGUGUCGCCGAAAGUUGACGGAUGUGCGUCAACCCGCAACCGAUUCCGAAUCGAACCCGAAACGCAGCCGUCUGCGGACGGCUCUUUUCCAUCGCGUGCGAUCCGUUCGGCGCGUGAGAGGCCGGAACCUUCGGGAAACGUUCUGUAAGUGUCCACCUCUUGGCCACGGUUCUGUGUCCAUAUUGAGGAGCAGCACCGCACAACACCGUUCCGUAGGUUUUUCGUGUGUUUACGUGCAUCGUAGUAGGCAACGAGCGGUGGAAUAGGGGCCCGUGACAGUUUCCGUAGUGACGAACGAGUGAACAACAACCGGCAACCACAUACCGUGCACGAUGGAGGCGAUGGUUGAAAAUUCGGCCAAUCCACCGGCCCGCUUCUACUGUCAUUCGUGUUCCGUCGAGAUCGACAGUGUUUCAUCGGAGUUCACCUGUCCGCACUGCUCCGAAGGCUUCAUCGAGGAACUACCGGCCGCGGAUCGGAAUGGUGCGCCCGGAUCGUCCGGUUCCGCACAGGAAUCGGAGGCACCAGCAAACGAUUACGUCAAUGCACAAAUCAGUACCGAUGCGAUUGGCAGGUUGGCUGGAGAGUUGCUCACAAACUCUUUCCUGUCGCCGUUUUACCACAACAACUACGAUGAAGAGUCUGCCGGAGGGUCGUCUGGUUCCGGUGGCAGUAGGUACACCACAUUCACGCCCGAAGACAUUCCGCCGUUCAGUCAGUCCCCCCAGGCGGCCACCGGGGGUGUCGGUAGCGUAGAUGUUGCUACCGGGUCGGGCAGUGGCGGCAAUGGCAGCAACACCGCCAUGACUAACGGUGCAGGUGGCAGCGGUGGAACUUCUCUGCAUCGUGCCUCGCUGGGAAGGCGCGGUGGCCGACGGCAUCCGAUGCAAAACAUCACGCAUCUGGAUCACAUUCUGCGCGAAAUUCUAAUCUCGGUGACGGACGUCGGUCCGGGUGGGAUGCCCAUGUUUUUCAUGGGAAACCCAGGAGACUAUGCGUGGGGUCGUGAAGGCAUCGACAGUAUCGUCACGCAGCUGCUCAACCAGAUGGACAAUACCGGGCCGCCACCGUUGGAGAAGGAACGGAUCGCGGAAAUACCGAUCGUAACCAUCAGCGACGAGCAGGUCGAUCGGAAGCUGCAGUGUUCGGUUUGCUUCGAAGAUUUUCAGUCCGGCGAAACGGUGCGAAAGUUGCCAUGCUUGCACGUUUACCACGAGCCUUGCAUCAUUCCAUGGCUGGAGCUGCACGGUACGUGUCCCAUUUGCAGAAAAAGUCUCACACCGGACGGACUACAGCCGGGCUCGCAGGCGCAAUCACAGCAGGCAAUGGAUACCGCGCAGCAUCCACACGGCUUGGAAAAUGCACACUCACAGCAGUCGUCACCGUCAUCGCAACCGUCGCCACAGCAACAGACUCAGCAGCAUUCGGCUCAGCAGCAACAACAGCAACCUUCCUCCCAGUCUGCGGCCGGUGGCCGACCCAAUUCCAAUUUCGUCGCCUUCACAAUCCGGCCCUCGGUGUCGAGCCUGCUGUACGAUCUUGGCCAACCGUCGGGCGGCUCGGCCGUCUCUUCUAGUCUACCGGCCGCCGGAGGCAGCAGAAGUGUUGACGGGGGUGCUGCUCCUGCAUCACAGGUGCCAUCCGGCGGCGGUGGAGGCUCGACCGCUAGCUCUUCUGGUGCCCCCAACAACGCGUCCACGGGUUCGUCUGGCAACAAUGCGAAUAAUCCGGACGACGACGGAGACCUUUACUACACGCUAGACUUAGAUUAACCAAAACACAACAAUGCAAACGGUGUGCUUGGAGAAGAGCGCAAAAGUAAAAAGGGGAAUUGAUUGCUAGGGGAUGAGUUUUCCUACAGCGGAAGUGGAAGUUGAAAGAAGAAAUCCCCACACCAGGCAGGCAGCGUAAUGCGAAUUGUUUCAGUCGUUUUUUGUAUGAAAUGUAAGGAAAGAUCAAGAACCAAUUGGGAGAACGCCACGUGAAAAAGGCUAUUGAAAAGGUUCCCUUCUGAAUUUUACUAAUAUGUGCUUUUUGCUUUUAACUACUUCUCGUUACAAUAUUUUCUGAUUGCUUGUUCAGACAACAUUCGUUUCUUUCAGUGAGGUGUGCUGCGUGUUGGUUGGUUUUAGCUCGUUUCCGUUUCCGUGUCGCGCCCUUGCACAGUCGUCACGAUGCCGCUUUGUUCCCUUUCUAAUGUUAGUAGGCUAUUUAUUUCGUGGUAACACAUUUCAUACGGGACAUGAGAAACGUUCUUCGCGCCUUACCCUUUUUUUUUUAUUAAGUUUGCACAGCAACGUUGAGGACGGGUCCCCGCUACAACGAGCUACGAGCAGCGCACAUGUAUUGGGAAAUGUGCCGUUGAAGAAGUAGAAGAACCAUAAUUCGUACCGUUGUAACUCGGAAAAUAGUUACCCAAAAUAAGAAGGAAAAACAUCGCAAAGAUGUGAUGGUAACGGUAACAGUGAUCCUAGACGAAACAGUGAACUAGAUGACGUUCGACGUUUAGUUGUCACAUUCCUGCAAACCGGUGGCGCUUUGGUGCGAUGCAGAGGAAAGGCCCAACCGUAGAACAGGUUGUAGAUACGAAAAGUGCGUGGCCAAGAUGAGUGAACGAGCUAGUUUAUGGUCAAGUUCGAAGAACGCUUUGAGAGGAAAGUGACUCAAGAUUAACUGCAGAAAAGACGAUAUGAUCUCGCAUGCGGUCUACCCUACGGUUGAUAAACUAGGGACAUUAGACAACGCAGGCGAACACAUUUCGGCUUAACGAAAAGGAUGAUAGAAAGCAGAUCGAAAAUUAUCUAAACUCUGGGCUCCAAAGUGGUAACCCACGAACGAUUGCUCAGCAAAUUACAGCUCUUAGUUUGAGGACAACCGACACCAUUCACAUCUGCACACCAAUGGUGCGAAGCAAGGCGUACAAUUAUUGUAAAGAAUGAUCUUUUGCUUUCCCAUUUCUUCGCCUUGAAGCCAGAUUCAUCGCCACACGUGAAACAGGUACGCCCUGUGGAGUGAUAUGUUAGGUUUUUUGUCUUAAAUUGAAGAAACACACAAUGUGCUAACGAAUAACGAUGAGCCGUGUCCUAGAAAUCUAAACAAAAGGACAAAAAUGAAGCCGGGCCGCAAAUUGCCUUUUCAGCUGAAAAGAUAACGCAAAAAGGGCAAAAAAACAACAAGAAAUUAACACAACACUAUUAUUAAUAUGAUUAUUGAUGCGUUGGUAAUAAAGGAAAGAUGACUGAGAAA